Camponotus floridanus (Florida carpenter ant) is the source of this 6800-nucleotide messenger RNA. RefSeq lists its product as uncharacterized. Lineage: Eukaryota; Metazoa; Arthropoda; Insecta; Hymenoptera; Formicidae. The record is from RefSeq and is a predicted model, not a curated record. The transcript has 9 exons. The coding region runs from base 293 to 6526 and encodes 2077 amino acids.
UUUUAAAUUAUUUAUCCCGAAAAUUCGCAUAAUGAAUGACAAUAUCACGUGAAAAUGUGAACUAUGAAUUCUACGACUUUGAAUUCUAUAAACGAAACUGAAAUAAUUAUCUGUAUGAGUUCUAAAGAUAUCAAAGAUAUCAAUAAUUCGUGAUUGGAUAAAGCAGCAGUUAAAUUUUCAAUAUAAGAAGAUUUGUGCAAGGAUUUCUUAGGAAGAAUAUGACAGUUUCUUAGGACUUUCUUAUGACCAAUGACAUCCAAAUAGAAAAUUGAUUGAGAAAUCGAUAAAAAAUAUGCAUAAUCGACCGCAACAGCUGGGCACUCGCGGAGUUUCCAUGGACAUGAAAACAUCAUGGGCCGCACAGGAAUAUGAUUCCAUUAAUUUGGAAACAAUGGCCCGCUUCCAGCAGAAGCAACUGCAGGAGAAGGAGCAGAAGCUGCUGCAGCUGUACGAUCAGCAGCAGCAGCGAGCCUAUCAAGUGGUGCAACGGGGUAGCGCGGGUUCCAACAGUUCUAAUCACGGCGGUUCCACUGCAACUAGGACCACAGCGACGACAACGACUCACACGACCUCGACCUCGCAAGGUGGUAAGGUGAGGCAAAUGUUCGACGAGAGGCGGCAAACCACCGUCAAGGGAAUCGACAGGAGUUACCCUUUGGAACCGCUCGAGAACAAGUCGCGGAAGCAAACGAACAGCUUGGCGACGCAAAGGAACGGAAAUUCGAUGGUGAACCGGCAAUCCGUCAACGUGAAACGCAUAACGCGCGCGGAUGUCAAUAGUAAUGUUAACGGCGGCAAACCCGUCGUUUCCUAUCACGAAGAAAUCAUGCGCGAGUCAUUCGGACCAUCCGUUAUCGGACGUCGUCAUGAUGACGAGGACGAAUUCGUUGAGAAUCGCGUCGCCACAUUUGCUAACGGAUAUCGUCAUGAAGCUGACAAUGAGCAAGAAGAAGUAAUAGAUCGGGAGACAGUAGAGAAUAAUCGCAUGAUGGCGAAAAUCCAUUUAAUGGGAUUCGAUGAGAGUCUAAAACAUCACGUGAGGAACGAUUUAGAAAACGAGGAGUUUCCGGAUGACCUCAUGGUGGACGUGCCCGAUAGACUUCCGAGGAGAAACGUCACGAAAAAAUUGUCUCAAGCAGAAGCGCGACUCGAGCGAUUCAAAAACGCAAACGCGAAGAGAAGCAACAUGUCGAAACAGUUGACUUCAACGAGCAACGUGAUAAAAAAGCGAUCCGAGCAAACGACAAAAUCGAAUUCGAGACGGAGUGAGAUCACCGGAACUUCCCCAACCGACACGAAAAGCGGAAGCUGGAUCUCAGAUCGCAGUCAAAGAAUUCUUGAAAAUGUGAAAAAUUUUCUGCCGCCUGAAGCUCGCGCAAUCGAUAAAAUAAGUAAGAGACGAAGGGAAAAUUCGGAUAUCGAAAUAUUUAACCGUCGCAACAAUUCGCCAAGUUUUUCUAAAAAACCAAUAAAAACAGAAGACUCUUCGAUUUAUCCUAGAAAGGCUUUAAAUAGCUUUAAGUCACUAACGGCUGAUGGAAAAAUAUUUACAAGACAUAGCACGAAACCGCAAUUUUUUUGUAAAGAAUCCGAACGAUCUGCAACAACUAUGAGCAUUGAUCGAAAAUCUGAUUCCUCAGGAUCACCAUUAUUUUAUCGAGAAACGUUAACAAAACAAAGUAAAAGUCCGCCCUUUUUUCUCAAUGAAUCUGAGCAAUCAUCGCAAGUAUCGCGUACAACAAGUGAAUCUAAAUCACCGAUAUGGGAUAUAGGAAUUUCAUUAAAACAAAGCACGAGUCCGCAGUAUCUUCUUCGUGAAUCUAAACGAUCUGGAACAGCUAUGAGUUCUGAUCAAGAAAUCGAGGCUAUUAAAAUCGAUCGAGGAAUAUUAAAAAAGCGAAGUACGAUUAAUUUCGAUAAAAACCUCCAAACAAGUCUCGAUCGAAAAACUUCGUUUAAAUCACCAUCGUAUGAAAGAGAAAUAUUAAAAAAGCGAAACACCAGUCCGCAAUUCUUUUGUAAAGAAUCCGAACGAUCUGGAACAACGAUGAGCAUUGAUCGAAAGUCUUAUUCGUCAGAAUCACCGUUAUUUUAUCAAGAAACAUUAUCAAAGCAAAGUAAAAGUCCACAUUUUUUCUUCAGCGAAUCUGAACAAUCUCGUACAACAAGUGAAUCUAAAUCACCGUUAUGGGAAAGAGAAAUUUCAUCAAGACGAAGUACGAGUCCACUCCGUUAUGAAUUUAAACGAUCUGAAACAGCUAUGAGUACUGAUCGAGAAAUUACGGGAUCUAAAUCGUCAGAAUGGAACAAAGAGAUAUUAACAAAGCUAGGUACGACCGAUGAGAAAUUCCGAAUUUUAGAUACAAGUCUCAAUCGAAAAACUUCUAAAUCGCCAUUAUACGAAGGAGAAAUAUUAAAAAAGCGAAGUAUCAGUCCACGAUCCGAACGAUCUGGCACGACAAUGAGUAUUGUUGAUAAAUCUAGAUCGCCAUCAUAUGAUCGAGAAGUAACAAUAAAGCGAAGUGCAAGUCCGCGAUUCUUUUGCAAAGAAUCCGAACGAUCUGGCACAACUAUGAGUAUUGAUAGCAUUGUUGAUAAAUCUAGAUCGCCAUCAUAUGAUCGAGAAGUAACAAUAAAGCGAAGUGCAAGUCCGCGAUUCUUUUGCAAAGAAUCCGAACGGUCUGGCACAACUAUGAGUAUUGAUCACAAAAUUAAAAAACCUAAAUCGCCAUCAUACAAUCAAAAAAUAUUAAAACAAAGCACUACUCCACAAUUGUCCAGCAGGAAAAGCCAGCAACGAUCUGCAGCAAUUGUCAGCAUCGAUCGAAAAUACGAUGGAUCCAAAUCGUCUGGAAAAAUUCGCGAAAAACGUGAAAAGCGUACGGCAAGCCCGCAAUUUUUCUGCAAAGAAUCCGAAAAAUCUGCUACAACGAUGUUGAUCGAACCAAAAUCGAGUUCAACUGAUUCCACUAAAAAUAUAUUAAAACAACGCGGUUAUACUCCAGAUAUUUUUUACAAACAAUCUAUAAAACCUUUAUCCUCUAUUAAUAAAAUCAAUUCUUCACAAGAUAGAAUUCGAAAUCCUUCGAUCAUCAAACAUGAAGCGAAAAAAGCUUUAAAGAAAAACGGAAUUUCCAGCAUCGUUACGGAAUCUCGCAGAUCAUCGAAGAUUUCGGAAACGUCCGCAACAUCGACAAGUUCGAUUGUAAGUUUGAAAUAUGGCUUGGAAUUUGACAAUAUUUUGCAAUCAGCAGGACUUGUUAGUAAAUUUAUGAAAUCUCAAAAUGGAAAACAACACAAAAUCCAUCAAUCGUCUCCGAAACAUAUAAAAAGUGGAAACGCUUUGAUUGCGAAGCAUAAUCAAUCGAGAAAUCGAUGUAAAACUUCGUCAUCUUUUCAAAAAGCGAUUUCGUCAUCUACUGAAAAUAGAAAAAGAACUACACCAGAAUUGCCUCGCAAAAGUAUCACUCCAACAGAAGUUGAUAUGGAGAUUCAAGAGAUUAUCAUGACCGAUCAUCGUAUCGAACGCGACAAGCUACAAAAGACAGUGAGCCCAAUAUCGAGGCGACAAAUUGAUGGAACAUAUACAAAAUCGAUAAGCGACAAAACAAAAUUCAAAACCUCAGUUACCUAUCCCGUUCGCAAAACACAAAAGCAGAGAGCAUCUAUUUUAAAAUCAAAUGUUUUCAAAUCGAAAGAGGAUUCCUUCAGAAGAAGUAAAAAGUCCAAAAAUUAUCGAGAUAGUGAAGAAAACAUAAUCAGUCUAAGUAAACUCGAUUGUAGUCCUGUAAAUAAGACUUCCCGACAUAUAACUCGACCAAAGGAAGAUGAAAAUCUAGUGAGUAAAACUAAAACAUCUCAAACACAAGAACAAACGUGGAACAAAUCCGUACGAAAUCAAACUGAACGCAUUGCAUUUCGAUCUACGAAAUCUGAAAAUCGACAGUAUACAAUUCCUCGAUCUCUGAAACAAACACGGGAUCGAUCUAUGGAAACUCGCUCUUCGAAAGCGUCUCCCGAUUUUUCUGGGGAAAGGAAAUAUUUUGAUGAUAUAGUUCCGCAUUUAUGCGACUCUAAGGAACAAAGCGGAGGAACGCGUGCAGAAUUGGAUCAAUUGCGAAGUUUACAUUCAACGCGAUUGCAAGAUACUUUAAAAGAAAAAAACUUGUCCGCACCUGAAUAUAAUCGAAAAAGGAUAGAAAACGAGAAGGAAAAUGUGGAUGAGGUUGAUGCUGGGAUCGAAAAUAAAAAAUAUCAAACGAUAAUUGGAAUCGCUUUGAAUGAGGAGAUUAAGGAUUAUCGCAAUAUUCCUCGUCCAAAUUCCACUGAUCAAAGUAUAGAUAAAGACAUUAUUCUUCGAGAAAAACGAGCGACGAUAUCGAAUACUUUAAAAGCAACAAAAAAAGAAUGUGGUAGUCAACAUGUAAAAUCUAAAAUUUUACCGCGAGUUCCAUCUUUAAGGAAAACUGUAAAGAUUUCCCUUGGUGCCGACACUUCAAAGAUUUUGCCAUCUCAAAGAGUCACAUCGCAUAAGAAUUUCACAUCUAAAUUUUUGACAAAUACCAUCAAAGAUCACAAAAACGGAAAUGUAUUCAUCGCAAAGAAAUCGGCAAAUUUGUUUAAUAAAACGAAUGUAAAACGUAUAGAAAAGUCGGAAGACACUGCGAGAGAAUUUUCAAAAAUAAUAAUGCAACGAGAGAACGAAUCUAAAAAAAAUGUCGAAAGAAUGGACUCCGUAGAGUCGGCAUUAAAAAGAUUUGACUCCAUCGGCGCAGAAUUUGAACCUUUAGGCCCGACAAGCUUCCAAGCAUCUCCAGAGAUUUCCCUGCAGACGAUGGAUAUGCAAACAAAAAGUUCUAUUAAACAGACUUCAGAGGGAUCAACAUUAAUUUCUUUUCCGGAAGUAAUAGAUAAUAUGGUUUUAAAAUCAACUCCGAAAUCUUCAGUCGAUAAAGAUUUCAAAAAUUAUUUAAAUAAAAGUAAUUUAAAAAUUUCCGGCAAAAGGAUUUGUUCAAUGAAAAGAUUAGAAAAAAGAAUCGAAAACACGAUUCAUAGCAAAAAAUCUACGCAAACUCGAUCACCAAUAUGUAAACGACGAUUAUUCGAAUCUGAUUCAGAAAAAGAAAGUCAAGAAUUAAAUUAUGCAAAAGCGCGUAAGAAAGAAAAUUAUUCUUCCGUAAGUUUUAGAUUUCAUAAGGAUAAAGCGAUUUCAAAGGUAAAAUCUUUCAAGGAUCGCGAGGAUGCAAAAGAAUCAAAGAGAUUGCAAGAAAUGCCAAUGCUUUCCGUGAAGCCAUUACGAUCUAUCGAAGAUAUUCGGAAAUCAAUCGAUAACGAACAAAAUAAAAUAGUAAUUGCAAAAGAGUCGAGGUCAGCAAUUGCAAAUCGGCGUUCGGUUUCGCGACAGGAUGUCGAUGCGAGACGAUCGGUCUCUGCGACCGAUGCAGCAAAAAACGUAUUUCUCGGGGACAACCCGGCAAGAUUGACUAAAGCUAAAUCCUGUGUAUCCAGGAUCACGAAAAGCCCGAGUCCUGAUUCAGCUACGAGAAAGCAUCACGAAACGAACGCGCGAGCGACAAGAGGAAGCGUACCUUCGUCUCCUUCCAAAAGUCCCGAUAUUGCUUCUAAAUAUGCCUCUAUAGAGCCAAAGAAUCAAGAAGCGAAACCUUUAAGAAAGUCAGCGGUCACGAAAGGCGUGGAUUCGACCGGAAGUAAAGCGGCCACAAUUGAAGUUGUCGACACAAUCGAUGGUGUCGCUCUCCAAAACGGCUCAUUGCACGAAUCUACGACAAAGAAAUCCGACGCCUUUAUAAUAGACGAUCAAUUCGCAAAAGAAGGUGACAUAGUGUCGAAAAAAUCACUAAUAAAGAAGUCUUCUAGCAAUAAACAACAAAGAGCUUCUAGUGCAUCAGAUCGACCGAUCUCGGUAUCAUCAAACUCUAGUGUUAGCUUAACUCAUGGUCAAGUUUCUGGCACGAAAAAUAAAAUGACAACAAGAGCUAAGACACCCGCUUCCGGUGGACCACAAGCUAAGGGAUCAUUUUCACCAAGAUCCAGCGAAACUUCCGCAGAUAAUUUGGUAGCCUGUAAGACAUGUGAACGUACUUUCGCAAAAGAUCGAAUUGGCUAUCAUGAAAAGAUCUGUGUGAAAGUAGUGAAUAUGAAGAGAAAAAAGUUUGACGCAAUGACAUUCCGAAUCAAAGGAACUGAGCUCGAACCGUUUGCCAAGAAGGGCCUUACUAAAAAGCAGGAGACGAAGAAACCGCAGGUAAAAUCCGAUUGGCGGCGCAAACACGAGGAUUUCAUCAACACGAUUCGUUCCGCCAAGCAAUUACAGGCACACAUGGCAGCAGGCGGAAACUUGAAGGACUUUCCACCACCUCCACCCAGCGAUACCAGCGAUUACAUCCAAUGUCCACACUGUAAUAGAAAGUUCAAUCAGGCUGCAGCGGAACGACACAUUCCCAAAUGCGAGACUAUGCUUCAUAAUAAACCAGCGCAUUUACGAGCAUCAAGACCGAGACGCUAGCAAGAUUAUAAUGAUCUUCCCUAAAAUGAGCUUAAAUCCUCCGCGAAUUUUGUGCUUUCUAAUAAAUUAAUUAUAGUCACUGUCUAGAUACAUUGUCUAGGGAUUCUCCCUUCUUCGCGGAUUUACAAGCAUAAUACGUUUCUUUGCAUCAGAUGCAAUUUAUUCGAUUCAGAAAUUUUCGCCCAUGUUUGAUACAUAAAUGUGAUUUAAAAGAUUGUUAAAUUUAUUGAAAUUUUGGAAAACAUUUCCUGCCUUAAAUUCAUAUUUGUAAUAA